Oppiella nova is the source of this 549-nucleotide messenger RNA. NCBI's taxonomy places the organism in Eukaryota, Metazoa, Arthropoda, Arachnida, Sarcoptiformes, Oppiidae. The record is from the annotation of a GenBank genome assembly.
UAAAUAUUGUUUCUAUGUUUACGGUUACCAAAAUGUUUUCCAAAUGUUUACACAUUAUAUGCCUCUUAUAGAAAGUAUUCGACAAACGAUAAACUCGUAGACAUUGUCACCGAAUGUGUGGACAAAACCAUCAAAACAAUGUUAGAGAAGGAAGGGGCGAACAAACUAUUUGAUCCGAGAAAGUAUGUCUACCUUAUGUGUCUUAAUAUGUUAGCGGGAAACGCGUUCGGUACCAGCUAUGACGUGGACGACGAGGAAUUCAAAUUCAUAAAAUACGUGAUCAACGACUUCAACGUCGAGACCAGGGGUCGGGUAAUGUUAUGGCAAUUCUCGGCGCUGUUUAGACUAUUGGACAGACGUCUGGUGGCGAAACAGCGCCAAAAUUACGUCGACUUAAUCGCGUUGAUCGCCGACAAGUUUAGCGCCCAUUACGCCGACUAUACGGAGGGCGCCGAGCGAGACAUGUGCGACGCGCUCAUCACUGCCCGGAAGGAGGCCCUCCGGGAGGGCCGCGACGGGCCCCACCUCACGGACGACAUGCUCGCGAUC